Pleuronectes platessa (European plaice) is the source of this 3891-nucleotide messenger RNA. RefSeq names its product toll-like receptor 2 type-2. Bases 1184 to 3637 code for a protein of 817 amino acids. Gene Ontology annotation, biological process: toll-like receptor signaling pathway; immune response; inflammatory response. Lineage: Eukaryota; Metazoa; Chordata; Actinopteri; Pleuronectiformes; Pleuronectidae. The record is from RefSeq and is a predicted model, not a curated record. The transcript has 16 exons. Gene Ontology annotation, cellular component: membrane. Gene Ontology annotation, molecular function: triacyl lipopeptide binding; protein binding; transmembrane signaling receptor activity.
GGCCAGAUGAAAAACCUGAAAUAGUUCAAAGUUGAGCUUGGACCUGAUUUCAUAUAAAUCAUAAACUUUUCCAGAGUUUGAGGUUUAACACGAUUUCUAUUAUCUUAGAAGCUGGAUACGCCACAAGUGAAACACCCGAGCAAAGAGAAUGAACCUAUAGAAGCUGUGUUUAUAUAUAAUCUACCUUUCAUGUCACCAAGGAGCCUGAUUGGACGACUGAGUUCAGACUGACUUGGAACAAACAAACGGAGCGUUUCCAUACCAGAACGGGAGCCACGCCCCCGAUCCAGGUGGGGGGGAAUUCGUGGGUGCGUCCUCGGGUCAGAGACAUGACGAAGGUGUUCUCCUCGUGGCUGUGGAUGGACGCCAGGUUGGCUCCUUCAAACUGACAGUAGAUCUGGAGGAGACACGAGAAGAAGUCCAGGAUGUGAACAGUGCGACCUCCAGGGGGCGCUAGACCUUUCUACUCCCUCCUCUUGUCCUCACCUCAGCUUCAACCCACAUCUUCGAGGUGUCGAUGAAUUUGAAACACCGCUCUGUGAAGUGGCUCCAGCCGGGGGGGCAGGAGAACCAGGAGCCUGAGGAACCAGCAGCACAUGUGAUCACAUGUUCAGAAGGAUCCACGUUUAGAUUCAGGUUCCACCCCCGGGCCCGUCUGGGUGCCCGGUGUCUCCACCCCGGUGAUGACGUUCACACACCAGCAGUACCCAGUGGAGCCCCAGCACUGCUGUGGGAGGAAGUUCCCAGUGGCGUCGCACUGGGGGCAGAAGGAGCCCACGAUGCCGGAGCACUGCAGCCUCUCGUACUCACAGAGGCCCGGGGACUUGAGCGCCGGGGAGGUGGAGUUGAGCGGCAUGGAGCCAGUCGGGGUCAGAAGGUGAAAGAGGCAGUAACGUGACUGAGAAGCUGUUUAUCAGACGAGUCUUUGAGACGAGGACAAAGAGGACGAGCAGAAGACAUUGUGGUCCCAGUCCCGUUCAUACAGUGGUGACACUAUCAUGUAACACAAGCAGCGUUUAAAAGAUAAGAUCAUUUUAAUAUUUCAUUGUUUUCAAAAGCUGCUGAACGUGUCACGCUCGGUUAAUAUUCACGCUCACUACCUCUUUUCAGCCGAGAUCUCACUUCCUCUGGAAACAGCUUCAGUUCUCUGUCAGUUUGAAUUCUGUCAUCGCAGCCGUGAAGCAUGGGACAGCAGAUGCUCCUCCUCCUCCUCCUCCUCUUCCUCUCCCUGUGCCGGGGUCAAAGUUCAAACCCCGAGAGGCCGACCUGCCGGGGCUGUGACCUCCGUCUCUCCUGUGACUGCACCCGGGGGGGCUUCACCCACGUUCCCAUGGUAACAGGCCGUGCUCUUACUCUGGACCUGUCCUUUAACAACAUCACCAUGGUAACCGAGGACGACCUGUCGGGACACCUGCGCCUGACGGCCCUGAGUCUCCAUGCAAACCGAGUGUCUGUGAUCCACCCGGCAGCGUUCGAUUCCCUGUGGAGUCUGGAGGAGCUGGACCUGUCUCACAAUCAGCUGACGUCCCUCAACCCGGCGUGGUUCGACCAGCUGGGGGCGCUGCUGCAGCUCAACCUGCUCCACAACCCGUACAGGUGCGUGGGUUCGAGUCCCGAGUUCCACGGGCUGGUGCGGCUGAGGCGGCUGGCGUUCGGAGGUCCGGCUCUGGAGGAGAUAAAGAUGGCCGCCCUGUCAGGAGUCACCGAGCUGGAGACGCUCAGCGUUCACGCCAACAACCUGAGCAGGUACGAGUCCGGGGCUCUAGCGGACGUCUGGCCCCUGGGUCGCGUCACGCUGAGCCUCCAUGGACCCUUUCUGACCGACGUGGCGUUGGCCUCGGCCGUGCUCGCUGACGUGUCGGACCCGGAGACGCCCCUGGUGCUGGAGGACCUGCACCUGAGAGGCAAUGAGUCCGUUCAGCCGCUCAGGGCGGCGGCCGGCAGGAGGGUCAGGUCCAUGACCUUCAGGAACAUCUCCGUUUCCGAUGAGGCCAUCGUCGCCGUGCUGGAGAUUUUAGACGGAGUGCCGGUCACCAUCUUCUCCAUGGACGGCGUCACGCUGACCGGCGAGGGCAGGUGGGAGACCGCGAGCUGGGUCGACACCUCCAGCAUGGACGAGCUGCUCGUGAGGAACGUUGUGGUUCUGGACGUCUUCAGGUUCUGCUCGUUCCUGCAGCUGAAGUUCCUGCUGCAGUUCCCCAGGAGGGUGUCGGUCAUCAACUCCCGGAUCUUUGUGAUUCCCUGCGCCACCACCGGGCUCCUGUUGAACCUGCAGUACCUGGACCUGACUGACAACCUGCUGACCGACCUGACGCUGGUGGAGACGCUGUGCAACGGGAACGGGACCAUGAAGGACCUCCGGGUUCUAAACAUCAGCGGGAAUGCUCUUAAGUGUUUGUCUACGUUGAGUCGACUGGUGGAGAAGCUCCACAAACUGACCCACCUGGACAUCAGCAGGACCCGCUACAGCUCCAUGCCCCUGGCCUGCUCCUGGCCCUCCACCCUGCGAUACCUCAACCUCUCUGGGGCUAAACUCACCACCACCACCCCUUGUCUGCCCACGACUCUGGAGGUGUUGGAUCUGAGUAACAACGACCUCCAAGGCUUCACUGUGGCCCUGCCGGUCCUGAGAGAGCUCCACCUUUCAGGGAACAAGUUUCUGAGGCUGCCCCCUGGAGGCUGGUUCCCCAACCUCCAAACUCUGACAGUGCAGUCGAACACCUUGAACAUGUUCCUCCGCUCGGACCUCCAGUCGUACCGGCGGCUCCAGAACCUCCAGGCCGGUCGGAACAAGUUCGUCUGCACCUGUGACUUCGUGGCCUUCUUCCAGUCGAGCAUUAGAGGAGAUGAAGAUGUGCGUUUAACAGACGGAGCGGAGAGCUACGUCUGCGACUCUCCCUUCUACCUGCAGGGGGAGCCAGUGGGUCGGGUUAAUCUCUCCAUCGCCAUGUGCCAUCGGGUUUUGUUCGUGUCCCUGAGCUGUGGCGUAGCGUUGUUCGUGGGGGUUCUGGUCUGCAUCCUGCUGUGGCGCCUCCACGCCCUCUGGUACCUCAGGAUGAUGUGGGCGUGGCUUAGGGCCAAGCACAGCUCCCGGCGCCGCCGGAGACUGAGAGAUGGAUCCGGAUCAGAGGCGCUGCUUUCCUUUGAUGCCUUUGUUUCCUACAGUGAAAAGGAUGCUGGCUGGGUGGAGACCUUCCUGGUGCCGGAGCUGGAGGAGCCACGGGAGAACGAUGAAGACUCGGAGAACCGCAGAGCCCCUCGGCCGCUGAGCCUCUGCCUCCACAAGCGGGACUUCCUUCCUGGACACUGGAUCAUGGACAACAUCAUGAGCGCCAUUGAGCGCAGCCGGCGGACUGUCUUCAUUCUCUCCCAGAACUUCGUCCAGUCUGACUGGUGCCGCUACGAACUGGACUUCUCCCAUUUCUGGCUCUUCGAUGAGGACGCCCGGGGCGAGCCGGCCAUCUUGGUCCUGCUGGAGCCGCUGUCCAAGGACAACGUCCCCAAGCGCUUCUGCAAACUGCGCAAACUCAUGAGCUCCACCACGUACCUGGAGUGGCCUCAGGAGGAGGAGAGCCGGGCGGAGUUCUGGAGGAGCCUCCGAAACGCUUUGAAGGGAGAUGGAGAGGAGGACGAGUGAGAAAGACUCAAAUCAGUCACAGGAAAAUGUCAAGAGAUCUUUAAUACCUUCUUUAAAUACAGUAGCAAACAUUUUUAAAAAUAUGUUUUUCAAUUGUCAUUAAGAAUUAUUAAGAGUCAAUUGAUGUCAAAAACUUUUAUCCAUUUAAAAUCAUGUACUGAAACAAAGUGGGUUUGAACGUUUGAAGCUUCUGUAACUGACAAAACUCCAAAACUAUGAGAAAAGCAUUCGGAGCAAUAAACUCAAAAAGUGAA